CGCUCACGUCGUUGCAAAUUGUGCCCGUUUCCAUACUUCUCCCACGAUAUUCACAGCAGAAUAACGUCGCAGGGACAGCAUGGCGAGCACCGUGAAGACCGAGCCCAACGCCGCGUCUAUCGACCUGGGCGACUGGAUGAAGGACCGGCCUAAAGUCUUCGAUGCUUCACUGCCGAUGAAUCUAAAGCACAAGGAGAAUAUCGGAAUCGAAUCUGCGAAUACUGCGAGCCGCGAAACGACCUGGCGCUACAAGGCCGACCCCAACCACUACCCGCAUCUCGGCGCUCCCAUCAAGCCUCUUUACGCGUAUACCGACGAGGAGCGCACAAUCCUGCUACACGAUAGAAGCUUGGACUGGAACACUCUCCCCUCCUUCCUCCGCGAAGAGCUGGCACUGCUGCUCGCCGAAGAGAAGGCUUCGCAGGCAGAGCGCGAUACCCUCAUUUGGAGAGCUCAGCCUUUCACCCAGUGCGGCUUGGGCAACUCGUGGCUCCUUCCUGUACCCCCCGUCUACCGUGCCAUGCUUCUUGCUGGAUGCCAUAUACCCUUGACAUGGUUCUUGGACCAUAUCAUGCGUCGCGCUACCGACCUAUCCCGCGUCACGACAAAAGACAUCACGCUCUUGUCGGAGAGCAACAAGCCUGUAACAGUCUCUAUCAUCGACGUGGAACAUAUGGACAAGAAAUUCUGGCCCGACGAUCAAGAGAACGGCCUCAACUUCUACACUUGGGAGCCAGCCUUCAAGAAUCUCCUUCGUGUUUGCCAGACUCUCGCCCCCCUGAGCGACGCGAUCGGCGAGAAAACCAACAUCACCGCUCAGCUCAAACAGCACUUCGACUUCUUCUGUGACAUACCGGAUGUCGAUCGUCGUUUUGCCGAUUGCUAUCCUACGGAGCGCGCGCUACGUGCGACCAUCUUCGAGCAGCGCGCUUUCAAUCGCGUCGUUUGGCAAGACCUGACAGACUCCGCUAUGAGCGCCGCUGCUGCCGCUCGUGCCCCACCACCGCAACAGCACCAUAACAACAAUUCCGGAAUUCCGGAAACUACCAUUCGAGGAAGCGCCGCCGGUAGUCGAACGUACAAGUCGCCCCGUCGCGACUCCAUGUCAACGCAUAAUGCUCACUCUCGGAUCCAAUUUGUCUUCCGGCGACUUCACGUUCUUUGCAGCCUUGUCCUCGCUCUCGAUGUUUUCAGCUUGUCCUGCCAUGCUGUGUCUGAACUUUCUAUGUAACCUGGCUUUCACGUCGUCCGUCUCGUCUUUUCCUGCAACAUAUCUCGCUUGUUCUCGUACUACUUAUACCUCACCGCCGAUAGUGACUUUGAACGCUCUACUUGCUACUACCUCUCGAUGAAGGGUCCUUGGUGCGCGCUCUCAGCUCUCUUAUAGUCUCGGGUACUCAGUACUCAUCUCUCGACCAGUCCAAUCAUAUGUUCGUUGCAUUGGUCCAUCGACCAUUUGAUAUGAACCGCGAAACGUCGACGAAAGACUAUCUUGCGAGCAAUCCCUUCUAUAGUAUAUCGACCCCCUAAGCGCUCAAUCGCUGCAUGAAUGAUCCUCGCCCUUUAGCCACCCGCGCCAACGC
This is a messenger RNA of Schizophyllum commune H4-8, 1583 nucleotides long. RefSeq lists its product as uncharacterized. NCBI's taxonomy places the organism in Eukaryota, Fungi, Basidiomycota, Agaricomycetes, Agaricales, Schizophyllaceae. The transcript has 2 exons. The record is from RefSeq and is a predicted model, not a curated record. Bases 80 to 1231 code for a protein of 383 amino acids.